Molecule: messenger RNA, 4379 nt
Organism: Petromyzon marinus (sea lamprey)
Lineage: Eukaryota; Metazoa; Chordata; Hyperoartia; Petromyzontiformes; Petromyzontidae
Gene: DHX36
Product: DEAH-box helicase 36
Cellular component (GO): cytoplasm; nucleus; intracellular anatomical structure
Molecular function (GO): DNA helicase activity; ATP binding; RNA helicase activity
Source: RefSeq, a predicted model, not a curated record
CGCGCGCCGUGCAUUGUGGGUGCCGCCCUCACGACCCGUGCGUCAAGACGCCUUGUUUACCGCUGGCAACUUUAACCGUUUUCAACCAAAUGUAAUCAAAUAUAUCAUUAUUAUUUCCAACAAUCUACGCGGAUUAUUUAGCUUAUUUAAUAGCUCCCGCACGGGGUUGUACAUUUCUGUUCAAUUAAAAAAAUCGUAAAAGCCGCCCGAAACAAGAGCGGCCUAGCGCCGGGGAGUGCGUUCCGCGUGGUGCUAGCAGCCGCCUGCCGGACGGGGCGCCUCUCAGCCCGGCCAGGUCGAGUCCGUGCGGGAAUCAAAAACAAAGUCGACGGGGGGAGCCCAGGCCCGUGUUGCCUUGUUGAUGGCGACUCGUGGAGGUCGCUUCUCUCGGGGCAGGGCCCGAGACCGCUGCUACGAUGGCUCGGAUUUUGCGAGCAUGGACGAGGCGGGAGGAGGAGGAGGAGGCGGCGGUGGGGGAGGCUUCGGGCCGCCGCGGGGAGGCCGAGGUCGCCAUCCCAGCCACCUCAAGGGCCGAGAUAUCGGCCUCUGGUAUUCCCGCAAGUCCAUCGGCAAGGGCAGAGCGCGGGACCGGCGAGACCGCGCUGUGGUGGAGAUGGACGGAGCCCGAGAGCAGCACAUCACUCAGCUGCUACAUGCCGUCAAGAAGGAGGACAGGGAGGAGGCUUGCAGAGAUCUGGAUGCCGCCCAGGCUCCUGGCACCAGCUGGAGGGUGCAGCCAAUGGACGGUGGUGCCAGUUUGAAGCCGCUCGCCAAGGUGGAGACCCCUGACUGGUGGGACCAGUCAGAUGGGGAGGAGGAGGGUGAUAGAGGACAGGUCCCUCCGCCCAAUGAAAUAGAAGAGGUGGAUGAGAUGGUUGGGCAACCGUUGGAGCGCGAUCACGAACUCGAUGAAAGAUUGCGCCAGGAGUUGCACAAGAAUCGGGAAGGCAACCGGGAAUUUUUAAAGAUGCAGGAGUUCCGAGAGAAGUUGCCUGCUUACAAAAUGAAACGGGACCUGCUGGCGUUGAUCAACAAUCACCACGUGGUGGUCAUCAGCGGGGAGACGGGCUGCGGCAAGACGACGCAGGUUCCCCAGUUCAUCCUCGACGACCAGAUCGAGCGCGGCAAGGGCUCGGCAUGCAGGAUCGUGUGCACGCAGCCGCGCCGCAUCAGCGCCAUCUCGGUGGCGGAGCGGGUGGCGGUGGAGCGAGCAGAGAGCUGUGGCAAUGGGAACAGCACGGGCUACCAAAUCAGAUUACAGAGCCGGUUUCCAAGGAAGCAAGGCUCGGUCCUUUACGCCACAACAGGGAUCGUGUUGCAGUGGCUACAAACAGACCGGCUGCUCCGCGGCACGAGCCACCUGGUGCUGGACGAGGUGCACGAGCGGAGCCUGCAGUCCGACUUCCUGCUCACCAUCGUGCGCGACGUCCUGCCCCACCGGCCCGACCUCAGCAUCAUCGUCAUGAGCGCUACGCUCAACGCGCAGAUGUUUUCGCGAUACUUUGGUGGUUGUCCCAUCAUCCACAUACCCGGGUUCACUUUCCCAGUGCAGGAGUACCUCUUGGAAGAUGUGCUCGAAAUGACCAGGUACUGCCCACUGCAGCGUCCGCAGCAGAGGUCGCGCCGGAACCUGUUCAUGCACGGGCGGCAGCGGCGGCAGGCCGAGCAGGAGAUGCAGCAGGAGUACGAGCAGCGCUGGCCCGAAUACCUCGACUCGCUGCACGGGAAGUAUUCCAUGAGCACCGUCCAAGCACUGGAGAUGAUCGACGAUGAGCUCAUCGACGCGGACCUCAUCGCGGCGCUCAUCCGCCACAUCGUGCUGCACGCGGAGGACGGAGCCAUCCUGGUGUUUUUGCCUGGCUGGGCUGACAUCAGCAAGCUGCAUACAACUCUCACCGCAGACCAGAUGUUUAGUGCAGAACAUUUCAUCAUCAUCCCUCUGCACUCCCUCAUGCCUACAAUCAGCCAAACGAAGGUGUUUGAGAGGCCUCCGCCUGGCGUACGCAAGAUUGUCAUCGCCACGAACAUCGCAGAGACCAGCAUCACGAUCGACGAUGUGGUGCACGUCAUCGACUGCGGCAAGAUCAAGGAGACGCACUUUGACGUCGACAACAACAUCUCCACCAUGAAGCCCGAGUGGGUGAGCCUGGCCAACGCCAAGCAGAGGCGGGGACGUGCUGGCCGAGUUCAAGCCGGAUUCUGCUAUCACUUGUACAAUGGGCUGCGAGCUAAUAUGCUGUCCGACUACCAGCUGCCCGAGAUGCUCCGCACACCACUGGAAGAACUCUGCUUGCAGAUUAAGAUUUUGAAGCUGGGUAGGAUCGAGGAUUUCAUCAAGCGGACGAUGCAACCCCCUACAGAGCAAGCCGUGCUGCUGGCCAUCACCAACCUCAUCGGCCUGAAUGCGUUGAGCCGCGCGGAAGAGCUCACCGCGCUGGGAUUCCACCUGGCGCGGCUGCCCGUGGAGCCGCACAUCGGAAAGCUCAUCCUCUUCGGGGCCAUGUUCAGCUGCCUGGACCCGGUGCUGGGCAUCGCCGCCUGCCUCGGAUUCAAGGAUCCCUUUGUCAUCCCUUUGGGAAAGGAGAAGCUCGCGGACGCCAAACGGCGGGAACUCUCCCAAAACUGCAAGAGCGACCACUUGACCAUUGUGUACGCCCUGCAGCGCUGGGAGCAGGGACGGCGGGGUCAUGGCCGGUCGGUGAACGACUUCUGCUGGGAGUACUUCCUCUCCCAGAACACACUGCAGAUGUUGCACAACAUGAAGGACCAGUUUGCGGAGCACCUACAGGCGGCCGGCUUUGUGGACAACAGCAAUCCCCGCGACCCCAAGGCCAACCUGCACUCGGGCAACGAGAAGCUGGUGAAGGCGGUCAUCUGCGCAGGCCUUUACCCUAAGGUGGCCAAGAUCCGGCCCAGCUUCAGUAAGAAGAGGAGAGGGGUGAAGGUGUACACGAAGCCCGACGGCAAGGUCUCCAUCCACCCCAAGUCGGUGAAUGCCGAGGAGUCGGACUUCCGGCACCAGUGGCUCGUCUACCACCUCAAGCUCAAGACCACCAACAUCUUCUUGUACGACUGCACGGAGGUGUCGCCCUACUCGCUGCUCUUCUUCGGCGGAGAGAUCAGCAUGCAGCGCGACCAGGACCAAGACACCAUCUCGGUGGACGAGUGGAUCGUGUUCCGCUCGCCCUUCCGCAUCGCCUCCCUCGUCAAGGACUUGAGAAAACAGCUGGACUCGCUGCUGGAGCAGAAGAUCACGCGGCCGAGCCCCGUGGAGUGGCAACGCGAAUCGUCCGAAUCGGCGCUCCUCAAGGCCAUCAUCGACCUCAUCACCACGGAGGAGGGCGGUGGUGGGGGUGGGGGCGGGAGUGGAGGAGGGUUCGGGGGCCCGUCCCAUCGCGCCUACUAGCCCGCCCGCCCGCCCGCUCACCCCGCUUACCCCACUCGCCUCGCUCAUCUCGCUGUCCCACCCACGCACCCUCACACCGUCGGACAGCAACGCCACCACACAACCCAGCAAAUUAACACAGCCCCACCCUGCCCCGAGCGUAAACUCUGCAUGAAACCUGACAGCCCCAAGCCAGGGGCCAGAGUACUAAAUGUGUUCCGGAUAUCGUAGCGAUGUUGUAAGUUUGGUAUGCGAUAAAAAAAACAUUAACUGAGCAUUACGAUAAUGGGCGUUCGUAAAAGUUACAAGAAGUCUUACGAGUGGGCAAGAGCAUUCUACAGUGGAUCGUAACCAAAAAUGGAUAACGCACACUGCUCUGUUGAAGUACACUGUAAGCGUCACCUGGCGCAGUUCUAUCGUUCACCCCAUUUUUCCACUUGCCACAUCCGAGCCGCCCCAGCUCGGUGCCAUCACGGUACGACGGGCCGUCUUUUUUCUCCACAGGCCGGUUUAUCCGUGCCGAGCCGGAAACCAAACCGUGACGUGCUGCCGGCCUCGCAUCUGAAUGUGGCUCGGGUGCCGAGCAGGGCCCCGGGGUGGAGCUAAUGGGGCACGUUCAGAGCGCGCAGCUGGAACGCGUCGCCGCGUCCUCCACACGCUCGUUCGUCGCGUUUGACGGCGGCGGCGGCGGCGGCGGCGGUGCGGCUUCUGCGGUGGGAAAACCAACCUGGUGCCACCUCCUGGUCCACGCCGGGCUGGCUCGCCAUUGGCCCGGCUUGGCCCAGUCACGCAGUGAGAAAGAGGGAGUAUCGGUGAGAGGAAGAAUAAGGCUGAAACAGGUUGAUAAGGCACUGGCACUGAGCCCACGUUAACACCUCUGCAGUCGUGCAGAAUCCCUAUAAACCGUUGCUUUACAAGCUUUGAAUUGUAAAAUCAAAGCAAAGCUUUGUAUAUUGUUAUAAAUAAACUUGCUUUCAGACCAGUGUUUAAUGCA